AGCUGGAUGCCCAUCUAGAACGGCCCCGGGGCUCCCCGGGAAGUGGGGCAGGAAUGGGCUGCUCGCAGGACACCCUGUCACCCUACGACCUACAGGUGACCUUCAGGCCUAGAUGACGCCCAGGGGUGAGCUGUCCUGAGCCGCUGUGGUCCCGCUCCCUGCCUGUUCACACACACGCCACGAAGCCCCAGCCACCAUGGAGUCCAGGGGGAAGUCGACCAGCAGCCCCAAGCCUGACACCAAGGCUCCCCAGGCCGCUGCUGAGGCCAGAGCCCCGCCGGCUGCAGAUGGGAAAGCCCCCUCAGCCAAACCUGGGAAGAAGGAUGCCCAGGCAGAGAAGCAGGAGCCUCCAGCAGCCCCCACACCACCAGCUGCCAAGAAGACCCCGGCCAAGGCAGACCCUACGCUUCUCAAUAACCACAGCAACCUGAAGCCGGCCCCUGCAGCCCCCAGCAGCCCGGAUGCCACCCCUGAGCCCAAGGGCCCUGGGGACGGGGCUGAAGAGGACGAAGCCCCCAAAGGGGGCCCAGGGGGCCGAAGCCCUUGCCCCUUUGAGAACUUGACCCCGCUCCUGGUGGCUGGGGGUGUGGCUGUGGCAGCCGCAGCCCUAAUUCUUGGUGUGGCCUUCCUGGCCCGGAAAAAAUGAUGGCUGGUGCCCAGGUGGGGGCCCAGCCACGUCCUGUACAGACCUCGGGAAUGUAGUGCAUGCCGACCUCACAUAAGUUACGUAUACAUACGCACAUGAUAUAUAUACUCGUAUAUCCCCCCACACGUGCAGAGGGAGACAGCGGGACGGGCCCCCCAGCACUUCCCUUUCCCAAUCUCUGGGGCGGAAGGAGCCCAGGCUGCAGAGUUUACUGAGGAGCACAAGACAGAGGUCUCGGCUGGGGUCAGGAUACGGGGCAGGGUGGGCAGUGGAAGGAGUGGACCGUGAUGUGGCCCACUGCCUUGGGCAGGUGUGUCCACAGCAGACUCACUCACCGGCACCAGCCUGUCCUGAAAGCCCCCAGCAGUCCUGUGCGCUUCCUGGCAGCAGAGUCCCCAGGGCUGGGCAGGGAUCUGGGAUGGGCUCUGGCAAGGGCCCGGCCCCGGUGGGGACAUUAAAGGGUAUGGCUGUUUCACUCUCCCCAUUUCUGCUCUUUGUUUGUAGCUGGGCAGGGUUGGGGGGGUCCAUCUGGGCAGUGCCGGUGCCGUGGGGCUGACUUGAGCCAACCAGUCAAGAGUGGCAGAACUAUGUCACCCCUGCCCAUCACCUGCACCCUGGCUGGGUGGACAGACAGACAGCCCAAAGGCCGGUCUGGGGAGGGGGAGUCCCACAUUUCACCCUGUUGUGCACCAGGGUAGCCUCUGAGGCUGAGGCCGCCUCACUCUGCCCUGAGACUCGCCUUGUCCUGGGGGCAGCUGAGAGGCUGGGGAUGGGAGCGCUCGGAGGGUCUGCCCAGCCCGCGUCCGUGGCUCCCCCCGCCCAGCACCCUUUGAUUCUAACAAGCGUAUACAUGCAAUAACACAGGUAGAAUAGAGCCGCUCGGGUGGGCAGCGCCACGUCCGCUGCCCCUCCGCACCCGCAGGGACACUGCUGUGCCGCCCCUUCUCAGCACAUCUGGUCCCAGCCUGGCCCUUGGCACCACGGCAGUGAGCAGUCUCCGGAGGGUGGCCCUGGGCUCUGUGGGAGCCUUGCCUGGCCAGCCAACCAUAGGAACCCUGGGCCUGAGUGGAGGCUGAGUCUGAAAUAAACUGUAUUGUCUAA
Messenger RNA from Suricata suricatta (meerkat), 1747 nucleotides. RefSeq names its product cell cycle exit and neuronal differentiation 1 (gene CEND1). NCBI's taxonomy places the organism in Eukaryota, Metazoa, Chordata, Mammalia, Carnivora, Herpestidae. The coding region runs from base 197 to 646 and encodes 149 amino acids. The transcript has 2 exons. Gene Ontology annotation, biological process: cerebellar granular layer maturation; radial glia guided migration of cerebellar granule cell; cerebellum development. The record is from RefSeq and is a predicted model, not a curated record.